AUGACCACCGAUUUCGAGUCAGACAUUCAUCUCAUUACAAUUAUAGAAUUAGCGGAAAGGGAUGGUUUCGACCCGCAAUGGUUUUGCAGCACAUGUUUAAUUAGAAAGCCGUUGCGAUCCAAACACUGCUCACUAUGCAACCAAUGUGUGGCCCGGUUUGACCACCACUGCCCGUGGGUCGCCAACUGUGUGGGCGCUCUCAAUCACAAGUACUUCAUAUGGUAUCUCAUGUCACUAUAUUUAGUGAUUGUUUGGUAUCUUUACGGCACUUAUUUAUACAUUGAAAAGCACAUGACAUACAAUGAAGACUCCAAUGUGUGGACAAUUAUAGCUUUUUCGUGGUCUCACAGCGGAUGGAUUACAUGGUGUGCACUAAAUGCUGCCGUUCACAGCACUUGGGUCUUCUGUUUGGUUUGGUGUCAACUCUAUCAAAUUGUAUGGUUGGGAAUGACUACAAAUGAGCGAAUGAAUUGUAGGCGUUAUAAACAUUUUAAAAGGGAUGAU
Messenger RNA from Medioppia subpectinata, 504 nucleotides. The record is from the annotation of a GenBank genome assembly. NCBI's taxonomy places the organism in Eukaryota, Metazoa, Arthropoda, Arachnida, Sarcoptiformes, Oppiidae.